CCGUGAUCAUGACGGCAAUGGCCGCUCUCGUGUUCCUGUUGGCCAUCGCCUCAUGCGCCGCUGCCUUCGACGUGGAGGCCACCACUGGCCUGGGCGUUGUCCGCGGGAAACGUGUCGACGUGCUGGGCCGUUCAUUGGACGUGUAUAGUGGAGUUCCGUAUGCUCAGCCGCCGCUGGGAGAGCGACGCUUUCGCCCACCCGAGGCUCUGCAGAGUUGGGAUGGCGUGAUAGACGCCACGAACAGGAAGAUUGGCUGUGCCCAGACGCUCUUCAAUGAGAUCCUGGUAAACGGUGUUGAAUUGACAGAAGACUGCCUACACCUGAACAUAUGGACCCCCACAGAACGCAGCCAGCUGUCCGUUCCCGUACUCGUCUCAUUCCACGGUGGAGGCUUUUCGUAUGGUUCUGCGAACACCGAAGUUUUCAGCGGCGCCGCCUUGGCCGCCAAGACUGGAUUAGUCGUCGUCGCCCCUAACUACAGGCUUGACAUUCUGGGGUUCCUUGACGCAAACUCGACAGAGGCGCCCGGAAAUGUAGGCCUGAUGGACCAGAACAUAGCACUCAGGUGGGUACAGGAACACAUUCACCACUUCGGGGGAGACCCUUUCCAAGUGACUGUCUUCGGAAUCAGCGCUGGAGGCAUGAGCGCCCAUUCUCACGUGCUUUCACCCAUGAGCAGAGGCCUCUUCAAAAGGGCUUGCCUCAUGAGCGGAACACUUAACAGUCCAGACUUCGUAGAGCAUGUGAGUGACAGCAUAAGCAAAGGCAACAUUGUUGCUCGGGUCGUUGGCUGCGCCGAUGAUACCGCCACCUUGACCUCCAACCCUGAAUCAGUGGUGGCAUGCCUACGAACGAAAACUACAGCCGAGCUUUUGCAGGCGGCAGCCGAAAGCUUCAACACGAAGAUAUUCACAUUUCUUCCUACAUACCCGAACCAAUUCAUGCCGAAGGAACCAGCUCUGGCAGUCAAAGAAGGCUCGUUUAACCAGGCCGACCUAAUUGUCGGAGUGACCACGGACGAAGGAGCGGUGGCACUGCUGUACCCUCCGCGUGAGGAACUCUGGGGGGACAUGAUCGAAGUGAUGGACGAAGACUUUUUGAACAAAUCCCUGCGCGAGAUCACGUUCACCUGGUUGAAGGGCAACUCCACAUACAACCUCGAAGCGUACACAGCCAAUGCUCGAGACAAGAUUGCUUUGAGGCGCGCCUACGUCGAUUUCAUAUCAGACAGGACGUUCGUCUGCCCCAUGCACUACACAGCCGAGGGUCAUUCCGGACACGGUCAACCUGUUUACUCCCUCGUCUUUUCGUACCGGUCGGUGAAGAGUCCCCUCCCAGCGUGGAUGGGUGCUCCCCACGGAGAGGACGUCAGCUACCUCUAUGGGGCUCCCCUCGUUCACCCGGAAAAGUAUGACGCCCAGGACGCCGCCAUGUCCGAGACGAUGAUGGAAAUGCUCUCAACGUUUGCAUCUACAGGGUGA
Messenger RNA from Rhipicephalus microplus (southern cattle tick), 1481 nucleotides. Its product is annotated as acetylcholinesterase. Gene Ontology annotation, molecular function: acetylcholinesterase activity. Lineage: Eukaryota; Metazoa; Arthropoda; Arachnida; Ixodida; Ixodidae. The record is from RefSeq and is a predicted model, not a curated record. Gene Ontology annotation, cellular component: plasma membrane. Gene Ontology annotation, biological process: acetylcholine catabolic process; choline metabolic process.